Molecule: messenger RNA, 1050 nt
Organism: Topomyia yanbarensis
Lineage: Eukaryota; Metazoa; Arthropoda; Insecta; Diptera; Culicidae
Product: sarcolemmal membrane-associated protein-like
Exons: 2
Coding region: 1-1050 (349 amino acids)
Source: RefSeq, a predicted model, not a curated record
AUGGCCUUCAGUUUUACACAAUCUAAUCUGGAUGUGAAACUACAAUUAGAUGCAGACUUGGAAGGAAUUUUAAAGGAAACUCAGAACCUAUUCCAGAAUUACACUAAAACUCAACGACAAUUAAAUAAUUCCAAGUUGGAAAUCCAACUGUCAAAGGAUGAACUGGAUGCUCUAAAGCAUCGAGUAGAAUCCAGCGCCCUGUGUGAACCAUCCGACUGGAAUAGGUUCUCCAACAGUUUGAACAACAUCAUAAAGACAGUCAUUGAUCGAAAAGACCUUUCGGAGUAUGAGCGCACCGUUCGUCAACUUUCUGAUGAAAAUCAGAAUAUGAAGCAGAAGAUUGUUAGUCUAGAAACAGAGCACGCAACGGCGCUGGAACAGGAAAAAAUCAAACUAAAGGAUGAGUGGGAACGUGAGGCAUCUCAGUACAAAAAACAAAUUUCUGAGUUGGUAAUACACAAGGAACUGGCCGCCUCUGAAGCAUCCAUUAGAAAUGAUCAGCUGCAAUCUCGGUUGGAUCGCGCACAUGAGGAAAUCGAAACUCGCAGCAAUGCUUUGAAAGCGCAAUAUGAAAAGCUUUUGAAAACGCUAAGCGAACAGAAACAACAGCUGCGAGAGGAAAACGCAAUCCUCCAAAAGCGCGAGGAAAAAUUACGGGAACAGCUGGAACACAUUCAAAACCAUUCCACUAAUUACCUGCUAGGCCAAGGAACAACUCUUACCCCGACCGGAUGCCAACGGUAUUCCCAGGUUGUUGAGACUAUUCCCUUCGGGAAUAGACAGCGGGCGAGUAAGGAAAACGCUAACAGAUUAGGUAGUCAGCGUGGUUCACAAAUGGUGAAUGGGGCCAACGGAGCUAGUGCUGCUUCGUCGAAUAAUACUAGCGUCAUUGAGCUGGCUGAAGCAUCCUCAUCUUCGGGAUUUGGUAGAUCCUACCGAAACAGACCGAAUCCAUCGGACAGUCCGCCACAUCCGGGUUCCGGAGGGCAUAUUACAAAGCCGCGACGAAAGAGGAAACUCUUUAACCCGACGGUUGUAGAUACGAGUUGA